Mytilinidion resinicola is the source of this 564-nucleotide messenger RNA. RefSeq lists its product as uncharacterized. The transcript has a single exon. Bases 1 to 564 code for a protein of 187 amino acids. NCBI's taxonomy places the organism in Eukaryota, Fungi, Ascomycota, Dothideomycetes, Mytilinidiales, Mytilinidiaceae. The record is from RefSeq and is a predicted model, not a curated record.
AUGCCACCAUCCGCCCAAAACACCUCCAACUACACCCUCGCCCUCCGCAACGCCACCAUCGUCGCCUUCCCCCCCGGCUUCCUCCUCGGCCUCAUCCACGGCAUCAUCUCCAACGACCUCUUCCCCGCGCUAAGCUCCGUCCCCCUCUUCGGCUCCGCCGUCCUCGCGCUCGCCAUCCACCCAACCCUCCGCUCCAAACUCACCUACGGUGGCUCGCCCAUCACGCUCUCGCCGACCAACGUGCUCGCGCUCGACUUCCUGCUCGGCUUCUUCCACCUGCUGUUCCUGAUCCUGGCGUGGGUCAAUGUGCCGCAGUCGUGGGAUGGUGGCAGGGUGAUGCUGGGGACGUAUGCGACGGUGCCCGGGUUCAUAUGUGUCGCGGUGCAUGGGUGGUUUGUGGCGCGCGAUGUGGGCCGCGUGGUGCAGCACAGCAGGCAGUGUGAGGAGUGUGCGGCGGGCAUGGCGGGGCAUGGGGAGGGCAGGCAUGGGAGGGGCGGGGAGUAUACGCCGCUUACUGUGGGGGAGGAUUAUGAGGAGGUUGAGGAGGGGAGGGUUGGCGUUUGA